AUGUGUGACGACGACGAGACAACUGCGCUUGUGUGUGACAACGGCUCCGGCUUGGUCAAAGCUGGGUUUGCAGGAGAUGAUGCUCCCCGGGCUGUCUUUCCUUCCAUCGUUGGAAGACCCCGCCACCAGGGUGUGAUGGUAGGUAUGGGUCAGAAGGACAGCUACGUAGGUGAUGAGGCCCAGAGCAAGAGAGGUAUUCUGACUCUGAAGUACCCCAUUGAGCACGGCAUCAUCACCAACUGGGACGACAUGGAAAAGAUCUGGCACCACACAUUUUACAAUGAGCUUCGUGUUGCACCAGAGGAGCACCCCACCCUGCUCACCGAGGCCCCUCUAAACCCCAAAGCCAACAGGGAGAAAAUGACUCAGAUCAUGUUUGAGACCUUCAACGUCCCAGCCAUGUAUGUUGCCAUCCAGGCUGUUCUGUCUCUGUAUGCGUCUGGCCGUACCACCGGUAUUGUGCUUGACUCUGGUGAUGGAGUGACUCACAAUGUCCCCAUCUAUGAGGGUUAUGCUCUGCCACACGCGAUCAUGCGUCUGGACCUGGCCGGUCGUGACCUUACGGACUAUCUGAUGAAGAUCCUCACGGAGCGUGGUUAUUCCUUUGUCACAACUGCUGAGCGUGAGAUUGUGCGUGACAUCAAGGAGAAGCUGUGCUACGUGGCUCUUGACUUUGAGAAUGAGAUGGCUACUGCUGCCUCCUCUUCCUCUUUGGAAAAGAGCUAUGAGCUACCAGACGGACAGGUCAUCACCAUUGGAAAUGAACGAUUCCGUUGCCCAGAGACUCUCUUCCAACCAUCUUUUAUUGGCAUGGAGUCUGCUGGCAUCCAUGAAACUGCCUACAACAGCAUCAUGAAAUGUGACAUUGACAUCCGUAAGGAUUUGUACGCCAACAACGUCCUGUCUGGUGGGACCACCAUGUAUCCUGGAAUUGCAGACCGUAUGCAGAAAGAGAUCACAGCCCUUGCUCCGAGCACAAUGAAAAUCAAGAUCAUUGCUCCACCUGAGAGGAAGUACUCCGUCUGGAUUGGUGGCUCCAUUCUGGCUUCUCUGUCCACCUUCCAGCAGAUGUGGAUCAGCAAACAGGAGUAUGAUGAAGCUGGGCCCUCCAUCGUCCACAGGAAAUGCUUCUAAUCACGCAAACAUCCCCUUUCUCUAUUCCAUUCCCUCCCCUUGUGUCCUUUUGUAUAUAGAUGUAUGGUGUAAUAAAGACGAGCCAUUCUGACAGUACACCUUUCAAAAUUAAACGACUGACAGAAAAGGAGAAAUAUGAAUAAAAAACGUAGAAAUUGAA
Messenger RNA from Oryzias melastigma (Indian medaka), 1294 nucleotides. RefSeq names its product actin, alpha cardiac muscle. Lineage: Eukaryota; Metazoa; Chordata; Actinopteri; Beloniformes; Adrianichthyidae. The coding region runs from base 1 to 1134 and encodes 377 amino acids. The record is from RefSeq and is a predicted model, not a curated record. The transcript has 8 exons.